AUGCUAUACAUCGCAUCGGCUUUGACCCCCACCCCCGUCCUCGCCAGUCUCAGAGUCACAUCCCUCACUGACAAUCACACAUCCCUCGUCGUGGCCAAACCAGACAAACUCGAGGUCUGGGAUGUCACAGAGACUGGGCUAGUAUGGGUCGCCGAACUCAAAGUAUGGGGCACGAUAGUCAGCAUAGAUCAAGUGUCGGUCGAAGGCUCGCGGCCACAUAUCGUGAUCUUGCUGUCGCCGCCCAAUGCACGCGCCCUCAUGGUAGCAUUCGAUAAGGCUACCUCUGCACUGGUGGUCACUUCCUCUCAACCUUUGUCCCCUCCAACACCCACAUUGCGCGCGGCCGAGUUCUUCUCCGCCAUCGUUGCGCAGGAGCGAAUUGCUCUAGUCAGCUUGUGGAUCGGUGUCAUCUCAUGCUUGGAGAUCGAAGUCGAUAGAAAGUCUUCAGGGAAGAAGAAGAGGCUGAGCAAGGUCCCCUCUGAUGAGGACGCGAUACUCAAGUUUAGAGACAACUACAACAUCAACAUCCGGGAGCAUAAUGUACUCCACAUCAGCUUCUUGCCGAUAUCCACCUAUGGUCCGACUCUCACGUUUCUCUGGCUUACCGCCACCAACGAAUUGCGCCUCCAAGCACGAUCUGUCAUGACCGCCUCACACUCUCUCGCCGACAUUUCGUUACCCAUCGAUGUUGUCCAACCGGCUUCCAAGCUUUCAGUCUCCGAGGACACAGAUUUCAACGGCAUACCAUUCUCGUGUCCUGCUGCCAGGCGUGUUGUCCCUGUCCCAAGUGUGACACCCGAUGGUGUGCGUAGUCUACUCGUCAUUGGCGACGAACACACCGUUCUCUAUACCCUUAGCCCUCGGGACCUCGAGCUUCCCGAUGAUGCCGGGAAGGCGACAUCGGGGCCAGCGGCUUCACCUCGUGCCAAUGCUCGACGAAGUCCUCAAGAGGAGUUGACCAGUGGUAAUGCCAAACGCCGCAAAGCCAGCAUGGGAGGGAGCAAAGCUGCUACCGCUCCUACGGACGGCAGGGGUCUGGAGUUGGUUCCCAGAUGGAGGAUCAGGCAAGGAUUUGGCACUGUCCUUGCUGCUGAGAUUUUGGAAGAUCAUUGUACUGGUGCUAGUGCGAUCAUAGGAGAUGAGUAUGGGGCAUUGACCGCUGUGGGAUGGGAAUUCCAGAAGGGCGAUGGCGGAGGUCGUCUGGGAACCGUACAGGUCUUGCAGACAGCCGUGGACUCGACCUCCCCACCCUCUUCACUGACGUACCUUGACGCAUCGCACCUCUUUGUCUCUUCUGCCGUAGCAGAUUCCGUCCUUCUCCGUCUUCCCUCAUUAAGCGACAGCUGCGACAGUCAGACAGCAAAAUCUGGCAAGAGCAAGCAGGUUGCCAAAGGUGACGAAAGUGAGGCUUGGAGCGUCAUCUACACCAAAGGCCGAGAGAAGGCGGCCGCAGAGGGGUCUGCACAGGUCCUGGAAAGGUGGAUGAACGUGGCACCUGUCAAGGAUAUGUGCGCAGUCAAAGACGCGUCUGGAGGUCUAUCACACUUGCUGCUUGCCUCUGGGGCGUCAGAGAGCAACUCCCUCCGAAUCAUACGCAGCGGAGUAGGUCUUGAAGAGCUUACCAAUAUCCUCGGCCUUGAUUCUGUUGAGCGAAUGUGGCCCAUAACCAAUUCUGGCAUCUCUCAACUGCUCCUUUCCACUCCGACAUCAACAAUCCUGCUCCAGAUAGAGCCUACUAUCUCCAUCGAGAACACCUCGCAAGGUUUCUCCAAUAGCCCAACACUUGCUGCUGGUAUUGCUUCCGAGGACGGGCGUUUGGUGCAGGUGAUCCCCAAGGGGCUGUACGUGUGGGCCGAUGUGGCUGCUGGAGUACUCGGUGGGCAGAUGGAGAUCGAUGAGGAGAUUGUAUGUGCGCAGGUGGUGGGGGAAUGGGUUGUGAUCGCCAUGCGGGGAGGCGGGGUGUCAGUGUUCAAGGCUGCCACCAAUGGUUUUGAGCUGCAAGCGACCAAAAACCUUUCAAAUGAGGUCUCGGCCGUCUCCAUCUUCCAAGGUCCUUUACCCAGCCCUAUCGUCGCCAUCGCCACCUGGACUACCCAGAUAUACCUCUACACCCUCUCCCAGCUGGCUGACUCUAGCAAACCUGUCGUCUUGACGCAGGAAGCGUAUGCCACUUCGCUCCAACUGAAAUCUGCAGUCGCGGGUUCUCACUCUGCGCAACUGCUUGCAGGUUUGAGCAAUGGGACCCUAUUGACCUACGAUAUCUCGGUCGAUAAUGAGGCAUUGGUGUCGAAGUCCAGAAAAUCUACUUCACUUGGAUCUCAGCCGCUGGUUCUCUUCCCAACCACAUCACCACAGGACGGACCCAGCAUCAUUAGCAUAGGCAUCACAGAGCGCAUGUCGGUCAUCUUCGAAUCCAACUCGAAAACAGAAUUCUCGUCCGUUAAUAAAAAGGACAUUCUGGCCGUCGCCGACCUUCAGACUUCCUCUGGUCCCGUGUUUGCCGUCUACUCUGCCUCUUCCGGGCUUUCUCUAGUGAGAGUGACGUCUCUGAAGAAGUUGCAUGUGCAAACCUGCGAUAUGGGCUCUACGUCGACGUCCAAACUCGCGCAUGUCGAACAUCUGGGCGCUGUCGCUUGUGGGGCUACGAAAAGACUGGUCUUGAAAGAUGGAGAUCUCGAAGAGACGAACUGGGUCGAGAUUCGAGACGAGUCGGCUCUGGGAUUCAUGGCGAGUUAUACUCUCAAAGAACGCGAGCUGGUCACUUCCAUCCGCUCUGUCCUUCUCUACGGUACACAGUACCUCGCGGUCGGCACAGCCCUGCUACCAGAAGAGGAAGGAGACUCUUGGGAUGAGGGCAAUUUGGCGGUCGUCAAAGAAGGUCGUGUUUUGUUGUUCAAAGCCGAGCAGGAAAGUGGACAAUGGCGACUGGGCUUGGAGAUGGAGGUAUCUACCGUGGGAGCUGUGUAUGCGCUGGAAACGAUACAUGGGUUCUUGGCUGUUGCUGCCGGAAGCGAACUCGUGCUCUUCAGUGUCAGCACGGAAGUCAACCCCGGACAUCCAAAGCUUCCAAACUUCCCGAAUAUCAACCGCUCUCUCACCCGAGUAGCCUCCUGGGCAUCCGCUUUCGUCAUAUCUCACCUUGCUGUGAUCCCGCCCUUUGGGUCAAGAGAAGAUGGUGACUUGAUCGUCGGUGAUGGUAUGCGGAGCGUGAUCGUGCUGCAGGUUGAUGAAGGGAGUGGGAAGAUAUAUGAUGACGAGCGAGACAUGGCGACACAUGGGGUCGUUGCUCUGGGCAGGGUACAAGAUGGAGGGGAAGGUAUUGUGAUUGCCGAUUCUCACGCAAACAUUAUGACAUACCGUCUCUCUUCUGCCCUCGAGAAAGCUGCCACCUUUGGCCUGCACGAGGAAGUCUCCAAAUUCCAAAGCGGCUCCCUUGUCCCGUCCUCCUCUGCUCCCGAAGUCAUGACCCCAGACGUGCUUUACACUACCCGUGACGGACGCCUGGGGGUGAUUGGGCAGCUCACCGAUUCUGCAGCAAGAACGUUGGAUGAUUUGCAGAGAAACAUGGAGAGGGAAUGGAAAGGUCCUGGUGAGGUCGGGUGGAGGAAUUGGAGAAGAGCUGGGACGGAAGUUGUAGGGAAAGAGACUGUUGGGUUUGUGGAUGGCGAUUUCGUUCAACACUUCCUGGAGCCUUUCUUCUAUGAGUCUGAGGAAAGAGACAAGGUCCUCCAAGGCGCGAGCAGCCAUGAGCAUAUCAGCAAGAUUGGUGAGAACGGCAAGGAACAGGCUACUCUGGAGGAUGUUGUGAGGUUGUUGGAGGCUACUGCUAGUAUGCAUUAG
Messenger RNA from Cryptococcus amylolentus CBS 6039, 3840 nucleotides. RefSeq lists its product as hypothetical. NCBI's taxonomy places the organism in Eukaryota, Fungi, Basidiomycota, Tremellomycetes, Tremellales, Cryptococcaceae. Gene Ontology annotation, biological process: DNA repair; proteasome-mediated ubiquitin-dependent protein catabolic process. The transcript has 10 exons. The record is from RefSeq and is a predicted model, not a curated record. Gene Ontology annotation, cellular component: nucleus; site of double-strand break. Bases 1 to 3840 code for a protein of 1279 amino acids. Gene Ontology annotation, molecular function: protein binding; nucleic acid binding.